GGUGUUGCCUCGGUCUCAGAGCUGAAGACAGGAUUCCCAUUCCAGACUCAGUCCCCGUUACGCACGCAGCGACGCCGCCGUCCCUCUCGCACUCUGCUCCGAACACACUCGACUAACGGGCCACCAUGGGAGUCGAAGGCUGCACCAAAUGUAUCAAGUACCUGCUUUUCUUCUUGAACUUCAUCUUCUGGCUCGCUGGAGGUGUCAUCCUGGGCGUGGCCCUGUGGUUGAGGCACGAUCCCAAGACCAGCAACCUCCUGGAGCUUGAGUUAGAUGGAGCCCACGCACCCAGCACCUUCUACAUCAGUGUCCACAUCCUGAUCGCUGUCGGCGCAGUGAUGAUGGUGGUCGGCUUCCUCGGAUGCUAUGGCGCCAUCCAAGAGUCCCAGUGUCUUUUGGGAACUUUCUUCGCCUGCCUGGUCAUCCUGUUCGCCUGCGAAGUUGCAGCCGGAAUCUGGGGCUUCAUGCACAAAGACACUGUGUCGACGGAGAUGACCAACUUCUAUGACACUGUGUACGAUAAGGGUAUGACCCAAAGCAUCACUGACCCGGAAAAGAAACAUGCUACCGCCACUGUGCUCAAGGUCUUCCAUGAGACGCUGAACUGCUGCGGUAAAGGCCAUGGGACCAGCUUCCUGACAAAGGUUACGGACACGCUUGGCAUGACUGACAUCUGCCCACAAUCUGGAGUUUCAACUAGCUGCCACUCGAGGAUCGAGGAAUUGUUCACGGAUAAGAUCUACCUGAUUGGUAUCGCCGCCCUGGUGGUCGCAGUUAUUAUGAUCUUCGAGAUGAUCUUCAGCAUGGUGUUGUGCUGCGGGAUCCGCAACAGCCCGGUGUACUAAAGCGACGGGCUGCCCGCCGAUGAAGGAGGGACAACCGCUCCGUCUCCCGUCUCGUUCUUUUUCAUUUUCUUUUAUAAAGCAGAAAAACGUCACAUAUAUUGCUUGCUGGAUUUAGUCAGCUCUUUGAGAAGACAACGUAGACCAUCCUCCAUUGAGCAUUUAAAUUACACUGUCAACUAUUAUUAUAUAUUUUUUUUUUUUGUUCGUCACAGAUGCUGUUAUGCAUAUUUGACCAAUGCUAUCCUAACCCCGAUAUGUAGAUAUUAUACCACACUGUCACACAUGAAUGACGUCCACCAGGUCCUGGUGCUCUAAUCCUUUAGUGACGCAUUAGUGGCUUUACUGCUUCCUCGCCUAUGAACAUGCUCUUAUAUUCUUGGUUUUAAUGGAUGUUUUUUCACUGUUUUAUGUAUAAACUGUACAUAAAUAUAUAUAUUAACAGUGCUUUAUGACUGCCUAAGCAUGGAAACUGCAUUACAGUAGAUCCUUCUCCUGUAUCCUUCCUGCACUCUCUGCUUGUCUGUCUUGCUCUAGACUGAACCAGAUGAUGGUGUACAUGACCGGCGCUAGUGAAGCACUAGUGUUGGCCUCACCACACCACAUAAGAGGAGAACACACGCGAACACACCAUAGUCCCUGUCCUACAACACCAUUGUCCUGGUUCACACCCACGCCGCUGUGUGAUGUCGGCAGGAACUGACUAAAGAAGGAAUCUCAGUUAUUCUUGGAAGCUGGAACCAAAGCCAAAGUGACCCGAUGUCUGUCAUUAAGGGCCCGUGGAGUUACUUGUCCAUUUGUCUUUGGCUGUUUGUUGUUCAUUAUGUGUCCAAAAUUAUCUUGAGUGCUCAGUUGUAUAAAAUCCUCUAAGGAAAGUUUGGCCUAGAAUGGUUCCGGACUUUUGAAAUCAUCACGAAUGUAGUGUUUGCUAAACAAAAGGCCAUUAAUUCAAAAUAUUGUGCAAAGUCUGAUUAUCUUUUUGUACAAUUUUCUGCAGACAUCAACAGGAGUAGCAGGAAUUUAACUUUACCAUUAUUUUGGAGGACUCAGAAAUAUUUCUGGAAGCAAUCUUUAUUAAACUAAGAUUAAUCUUAAAGAGAAAUGACUUAAAAGGUUUUAUACAACUGUGCCCUCAUUUGUGAAGACAACUUUUUUUUUUUAAAUGAUAAUCUCUUAAAUCAGAGGACUCAAAUUGAAAUACGACCCGUAACAUCAACACUGAAAGCAGGUUGGCUGAUAUCUAGUUGCGCUCCUGUUGCAUCCAUGCGUAGGUCGUGUGUUUGUUUUUUCCCAACAAACUUGACCCUCAGGACAUCAGCCAUCCGUCCAUGGUGGUCCAGCUCUGUAGGAACUUAAUUAACGACUUGCUCGUAGAGGAAAUAGGCUGUAAAAACUCCAGCCCAUAGCCAGCGUACCCGCAGAAAGAGCCUUGGCUUGGUUUCUGCAGUCGGGUUUUGCCUUGUCUGGUUGAGUCUAGUCCCGCCUCACCUGGUUGUGUCAUUGUUACGAUCCCUCCGGCUUCGCAGCCUGUACUCACCCUGCUCAGUGUCACCAUUUGCUGAUUGCAUUGGUAAUAUUUGUACCAGCACAGGGCAGCGCAGUCACAUUAACAGCUACAGUGUUGACCAACAGUCAGUCUUACCUGCUUGUUGAUGUUCGGCCAAUCAGAUCACCUGGUGGCACCGAACGUGCUGUUUAUUUUGUCCAGUAGGACUUUUUUUUUUUAACUCCACCGCAAAAAAACUUUUGUCCUGAGGUCUGUUCCUACGCAUAGCUGCUUAACUCUGCACCACUCUGAGCGUCACAAACACUCACCUUAGAUCAUAUCGUCACAUGUAACCUUCCAUAUUAUCACAGCUUUUGUCGGCCGAUUAAAAGAAAACAACCUUGUCUUGGUAAAAUCUCAUACUUAAAACGAGAAACAGUAAAUAAGAAGUGUCUUGUAAUAUUUACAGCUCUGAAGUACUAACACAAAUCAUGAAGGCUGUAGAAAGACAAUAUAUGCCUUUCUUCUUUUUUUUUUUCUUGUAUUGUGAUAUCAGUGUUUGGUACGUUGUCAAAGGAGUCAAGAAGGAAAGGGUGAUAGUUUGUGGCAGUGGCGACUGAGAAAUAGUCAAACCUUUCAACACAUCAGCUAGUUUCUUCCCCAGCAAUCUAUAUUAAAAAAGAGUUACGACAACAGUCACCGGUCCGAUAUAUUCCCCAAUGACGAGGCCACUAGCUGUGUUUCUCUGACAGUGCUGUCCGUGUUCCGCCCUUUUUUUAAAUUUGGGAACUGACACUCAGGACCCACUGCCACUUCAAUCUCAGCCCCUCUCUACUCUUGUAGACUUCGGUUUGCCCAAAUAUAAAGGGAUUAAAUGUAUUUUACAAAUAAUACA
Molecule: messenger RNA, 3223 nt
Organism: Anoplopoma fimbria (sablefish)
Lineage: Eukaryota; Metazoa; Chordata; Actinopteri; Perciformes; Anoplopomatidae
Product: CD81 antigen-like
Exons: 8
Coding region: 126-845 (239 amino acids)
Cellular component (GO): membrane
Source: RefSeq, a predicted model, not a curated record